This is a messenger RNA of Sebastes umbrosus (honeycomb rockfish), 4983 nucleotides long. It is a transcript of the gene fitm2, whose product is annotated as fat storage inducing transmembrane protein 2. Gene Ontology annotation, biological process: phospholipid biosynthetic process; lipid storage; lipid droplet organization. Gene Ontology annotation, cellular component: endoplasmic reticulum membrane. Bases 37 to 819 code for a protein of 260 amino acids. The record is from RefSeq and is a predicted model, not a curated record. The transcript has 2 exons. NCBI's taxonomy places the organism in Eukaryota, Metazoa, Chordata, Actinopteri, Perciformes, Sebastidae.
GACGUCAGUGUGACUGGUCUCAACAGUGGAGUCAACAUGGCGGCGGUGGAUGUCAUUGUGGAUAACUUGGUGACUCUCUGGAGGAUUCCGGCCGUCAGACUCAACUUCCCCUGGAUAUUUCUACUCAUAGCGGCCGUGGGGUCGAUCCUGAAGGAGCUGGAGCUCGUCCCGCAGACGUAUUUCAGCAGCAACAGGAACGCCCUGAAUGUGUAUUUUGUCAAAGUGUCCUGGGGUUGGACGCUGCUGCUGCUGACCCCCUUCGUCCUCCUCUCCAACUCCUCCUUCAGCCGUAGCGUGUCCUUCCUCAGCCGCCGGCUGCUGUCUCUGGUGGUGGCGACGGCCAUCUGGUACGUCUGCACCGAGACCUUCUUCUACAUCGAGAACGCCACCGGCUCGUGUUUUGAAACCGGCAGCGUGGAUGUCAUGAAUGAGGUGUUUGCAACCAAAGCCAGCUGCAGGCGGGCCGGCUUCCGCUGGCAAGGCUAUGACAUCUCGGGACACUCCUUCAUCCUGGCCUACUCUGCUCUCCUCAUCGUGGAGGAAACGGCGCCGAUGGCCUCCCUGAAGACAGCCAGUCUCUCCGCGCUGCCCAGGCAGGUCCUCAACCUACUGUACGUGGCCUUGAAUCUGAUAGUGAUCGUUUGGGUGUGGAUGUUUGCCUGCACCUCUGUUUACUUCCACGACCCGUCUCACAAGUUGUUAGGGACCAUAUGCGGCCUGUUGGGGUGGUAUCUGACAUAUCGGGUGUGGUAUCUAAAACCUUUGUCACCGGGACUUCCCCCUCAGCGCCACCCGAAAGAACAGAAACAACACGCCUAAAGCUGCCAUCAUACUUUCCUGUACAACGUAGUUGCUAACGUCACAGCCAUCCUCCAAACAACGCACCACACUUGAUGUUAUCUGUCUCCGGGUCCAAGCCGACCAUUCUAUUUUAAGCUAUUUUAAGUUAUUCCCUCCGCACAAAGGUCGAUGUGUACAGGAUGGUGUUUGGCAGCUGCUGUUCCCAAAAUGACUCUUGGUAAUCUGAGAUAAAAGCAAGACGCUGCUCUGCUGCCCAGCUUUAGCCUCUCACCUCCAGCUUCUGAGGCUCGCAUGCUACGCCGUCAUUUGUUGCCUUAUAAUUUUUUACUCUUGGAUGAGUAACCACAGUUUUUAGAUGUCUGAGUAGGAACACUUGAGAAUGUUUACAGAUCCAGUUGCAUAGCACUGAUGACAUGGAUUUUUAUAGACCAAUGUAACGAAGCUAUACAUUGUUUUUUAUAGGAAACUAACUGCACAACAAAGUCAGAUCAGACACUGUAACUACAGUGGGCCAAAAUGAUUUACUGAUUUAAAUGAGCUGCCACAUAUGUGUGUGUCAACACUAUAUAUAAAGUUUGCUUAGAAGAUGUAGAGCUUGAAUAGCAUGUAUAAGGACAAUUUUAAUGGCUCAUCGUACAUUGACUGUAGUUGUAAGCCAGCCCUGCAAGUGCAAAUUAUUAUUAAAAUGCUUUAAAUGUUUAGGCUGGAAAUUUAAACAGUUAUUUUCAUCAUUGAUUAAUCUGCACAUUAUUUUCAAAUUGUCAAAAAAGACCAUCACAAUUUGUCUUCAGAUGUUGUGUUAUGUCCCCAAGCAAUAGUCCAAAACCCAAAUAUAUUAAAUUUACUUUCAUGUAGGACAAAGAAAAUAAAAACAAAUCCUCACAAUUGAAAAGCUGGAAUCAGAGAAUGUCUGGCUUUUGUGCUUGGAAUAAUAAUUUAAGUGGAUUUAUUUUCAGAUUUUUUGAUGGACUAAUAGAUCAAUCAACUAAUUAAUUGUUUCAGUUGUAAUUUUAUUUGUUGUCAACAACUGAUCAAAACUGAAUUGAUCCUACUUACAAGUAUAGUCAAGUGUGGCCAAAGCCUGAUACAGUAUAUCUUAUUCCUCUGUGCCAUCGAGCUCCAAAAACUAUUAAAAAUACAACACAAUGAUUAACAUUGGCACUGAGAUUUAUUUCCAGUCCCGCAUACACCGUCCUGCUGCCAUAAAUACUCACUAGAUUACCAAAUCUGUAACUGAAGAUAGUCCCCAAUGAAUGCUCCAUUUACUCCGAUUUGAGUAAUGAUUCUAAAAACUACUGAGCCCAGCUGACCGGAAGUUACUUUUAUUUUAAGACCUGAAAGUUAAUAUUUGUUAUUAAAUAUUUACGUCCUCAGUAGGAACCAAUUGGCUUGAGUCUGAGUGCCACAGACAGAGUAGGAGAGUAGUGAAGUUUUAAAAUAUGGAUUAAAACAUUGUUGGUUUUGGUCUUUUCCUGGGAUUCAUUGACAAUUAGGAUAAUAUAGAUUAAUACUUGCCUUAUCCUGUAAUGGGGAGUUUUGGGAAACGUAGUUCCAUGUAUAUCAUAGCAGUAUUUUUAAAGAAUAUUAAUUUACAAUGUUAAUGUUAAGUGUUUUCUAGCAUUGAUAUGUGUAUUUCAUGACAUGUCCAAUACACAUUUACAAGCUCUACAAUGCAGGGAACACUGUGGGUUUUGGUGAAAUAAAAACCAGGAUCUGUGUAUUCCAUUUUCAUUAUUUAUUUGUCAUUGAUGGCAACUGAAUAAAUUAAGGCUUAUGAACAAACAUCAUAAAAAGCACCAUAAAUAAAUGCAUAUAUAGAAAUAUAAAAAAUAAAAAAUAAAAAAUAAAAAAAUACUAUAGUGAAAUAUAAUGGCCACAAAUCACAACUAGGAUUUCUCUCGACUUGAACUCUUUGUGUGUGUUCAAAGAAGUACAGAUCAAACCCCUCAGGUCGCAUGAUUUCAGUCAGAAGAAGAAGCAGUGGAGUCGUAACGGGGCUCGCAGUAAUCAGAAAGCGUUCACAAUGAUUGGCUGGUUAUCAAGAUUCUUGAUCUGCUGUUUGUCAAUUAACAAAAUAAGUGAAUGUCUGAGGAUCAAAAAGUCAACAUAAAUAACAAUGAAGCUAAUUUUAAAUUAACAGGAAAUAGUACAUUACAUUUGUGUGUCCUCUUGCUUCCUUCAAAACCUCGAAAAAUUCAGAUAUAUAUUUUUAAUCUUCACUUUUGUGCCAUUUACACCACUGCUGCUCAUGCACUAACAGUAUGAAACCAAAUACCCUCCCUGUUUACCCUUAAUGCAUAUGUCUUCUUUCCAAAAUCUAAACGGCUAUACUGCACUCUCCAUAUCAAACAUGAACACAGUGAACUACAGCUUCUACACCUCUACUUUCUUCAUGGAAAUCAGAUUUAUUAUCAGACGUGACACAGCAAGGAGAUGCCGCUAUUAAAGGAGCAUUGAUCGUCGUCUUUGGUUCAACAUUUCCUGCUAAUCACCACCUGCAGAGACGAGUUUGUGCAGCAGGAGAAAACAGGGAGCAUCCUAACUGAAAAUGAAUAAAUCUCCUUCAUUAUCCGAGCCUUAAGCUGUACAGUUAGACAGAAAGAAACGCUGUACUGUGAGUCCUCACUGCAAGAAAUGUCUGUGUAACCAGCCAUAAAACCAAAAGCAGCUUACAGCUCCGGCCAGCACCUCACAUGAUGAGUUAAACCUAAAGAGCGCACGGUUCAGGAGCAGAAUUAUAACAUGUUUAACCCUGGAGGUCUGACUAGGAAAAAAAAGGCUCCCAUCAGGGGUGAACAGAGAAAAGUACACGGCAUCAACAAACAACGAGACAGCUUUUUCUUUUUCCUCGUCAUCCUCCUUUAAAGCCUUCAGAUGAGUCAGCUUUUCCUCGCCCUGUUCCUUUCAUUUAACCUUGCGCUCAUUAAAAAUUCAGCACGGUAAAAUAAACGAGACAAUGUAUAAUUAAAAAUAUCUAUCUGUAAAAACAAUCUUGCAUCUGUCAGGAGGAGUCGACGACAAACACAGCAGUAAAAUCCAGUGAUUCUUCUUUUCUUUGCUCAGUAUUGCUGAGAGACCAUCUCCAACGUACAGUGCAGGUGCUUCAAAGGUUACAAUUAGCGAGAGAACAUUUAGUAAAUCUGGUGUGGUUUUAGAUGUUCGGUAGUGAUCAUAAAUUCUGCCUCCGGGCAGUGUCCAUCCAUCACGAAACACUUACACAAUAAGAAAGUACCCAUGCAAUGAAAUAUACACCCUAAACCUAAUGUAACACUAUUGUGCCGUAGAUGCAGAAUUUACAAUUUUACUACCAGCUCAGCCAAAGUGUAACUUUUCAAACACCCAAGUUUUGUUAACAUCUGAACUCCUGCUCAGCAACAAAGAGAGUGACAGUGGACCAGUGUGUGCUGUGUGAUCCGUGGUGCUCUAAAUAAACUGACUCUGAACGUGUCUCUGUGUUUUAUUGUGUAUACGGUGUACAGUUAGUUAAAGGAGCAGUUCGACAUUUUUGAGAGAUGCACUUAUUCACAUUCUUGCCGAGAGUUAGAUGAGAAGAUUGAUACCACUCAUGUCUUUCUGUUAAAUUUGAUGCAGCAGCUUGUUAGAUUAGCUUAGCAUAAAGACUGGAAAGCCCCGUUUUGUGCAUAUCGUGUAGUACCAUUACAUUCGAAUCACUAAGCAUCUACUUUUCUUGAAAAUGUACAAUGGUUAUCUUUUAGAGGUUUCUUUGAACUUGGUCACCCCUCUCACAAAAGGCCCUUCUGUCUCUGAUUGCUCACUUUGGCCAAGCAACCAGCUCCAUGAAGUGUUUCUAACAGGAUUAUGGAGGCCACUGGGCUCUAGGGAACCUUCAAUGCAGCAGAAAUGUUUUUUUAGCCUUACCCAGUGUGCUUCACACAACCCUGUCUCUGAGCUCUGCAGGCAGUUCCUUCCACCUCAUGUCUUAGUUUCUUUUCCAGCUGUGAGACCUUCUAUAGACAGGUCAGGUGUGUCCCUUUCCAAUCAUGUCCAAUCAGUUGAAUUUAGCACAGGUGGACUCCAAUCAAGGUGUAAAAACUUCUCAAAGAUGAUCAAUAGAAAUGGGAAGCACCUGAGCUACAGUAAAUGAAGUGUCAAAGGAAAGAGUUUGAAUGUGAUGUCAAUGUGAUAUUUCAGUUUUUCUUUUUAAUAAAUUUGCAAACACUU